GGUGGUACCUGGAUAAACUGUAGCCCACCCUGCUGCUCGCCUGAUUGUGUCCGGCUUCGCCAGAUUGGCAGUCAGCUGUAAGGAUUGGUUUAAAGUCGGAAACUGGAUUCAGUGAAGUGAAGAAAAAGUAACACAGCAAGCGUACUAUCCCCCGGAUUCCUAAACAAUUUGAUUAUGGAUUUAGGGGCCGGUGCUGUAUGAGAGGAGAAAGAGGAAGAGGUGGAGAACGUGUUUGCCAUGACAGUGACCCCUAUCCCAUAGAGCAUCCUACUCAGAGCAAGACUGACCAGAAAGGAGGACAGCGAGGACAGGAAGGAUGAAGUUGUGGGGGAGCUCAGUGUGUCCUUUGCAAGUGGCCCUCCUUUUCGCCGUGGUGAUGUUCUGCGGUUGCCCGGUGUCCGCUGGCAGUCGUAACCAUCGGGGACAGACAGCCUCCUACCAGGUGAAGCAGGGGACGUGUGAGGUGGUGGCCAUCCACCGCUGCUGUAAUAAGAACAAGAUUGAGGAGCGUUCUCAGACCGUCAAGUGCUCCUGUUUUCCAGGCCAGGUCGCUGGCACAACCAGAACCAGGCCCUCCUGUGUGGAAGCCUCCAUCGUGAUUCAGAAGUGGUGGUGUCAGAUGAACCCCUGCAUGGAGGGAGAGGAGUGUAAGGUGCUCCCUGACCUCACAGGCUGGUCCUGCAGUACUGGGAACAAAGUCAAAACCACCAAGGUGAGAAGAAUGGGUCACACGAUAGCAAGAGAAUCGCUGAGCAGCGACAUCACCAAGUCUCUCAACUGUUAA
This is a messenger RNA of Oncorhynchus masou masou (cherry salmon), 784 nucleotides long. RefSeq names its product chemokine-like protein TAFA-4. The transcript has 6 exons. Gene Ontology annotation, molecular function: receptor ligand activity. NCBI's taxonomy places the organism in Eukaryota, Metazoa, Chordata, Actinopteri, Salmoniformes, Salmonidae. The record is from RefSeq and is a predicted model, not a curated record. Bases 317 to 784 code for a protein of 155 amino acids.